GCCCCUCCUUGAUCGUUGAACUUUUUGGCCGCCCACAAACGUGGUUCUCGGCUAUGCUUGGCCUGAACUCCUUCCGCUUCCUGCGCUUCCGCGUCGCUGGGGAGAGUGGCACUUUUCAGGUGGCUGUGUACGAUGGUGUUUGCGCUGACUCGCUUUCUCGGGCUGUGGCAGCUCGGGCUGCCGUGCCGCAAGAGGCGUUCUAUUGCACGGCUACCCAAGAGGCUGAUGGGCCUGUGGUUCCACUCUCCGCUGCAUUGGUUGCUGCCAUUCCAGACACAGUUGUGCUGACAGUGCACAUGAAGGUAACCCCUGUCCCGACGCCGCCCGUGCGAGCCUUCCACUCCUCGAUGGACCUGCCGACGAUCACCGAACCACCGAUGACCGGGCAGGUGUUUGGCCCAAAGUCCCGGGAGGAGGCCGGGGUGAGUGAGCAGGCCCCGCUGCACACCUGCACAGUGCCUUUGCUGCGCAUGAACCGAGUGCAGCAGCUGGAGACCUUGAGCCAGCAGACGGGCCAGAUGGUCACCGCCAUGGAGAGAUUCAAUCGCCUGGCCACCGACUUGGCAAAUGAAAGGACUCUUUUGGCCUGGAUUAGAACUGCGAUGGCAGGAAUUCGCACCGUUUUUGUGUUUUAUGCUAUUGAUGGAGUCAACACCCUCUGGGACUAUGGCGUCAGUGCCAGCGAGAUUUUGAUGGCGGUCUUGGUGCUCGUGCUUUUGUUUACUGGCCGCUCACGAUACUAUGCCAUCAAGGAAUUGAUCCUCAAGAGGGAGCCUCCGGCUACCUUCGGGCGGAUUUCCUUGAGGUAUACGUACAUAGUGCUGGCCCUCGCGACCUUUACCACUACUCUGGGUGUGUGUUCGCGGAGGUGGCAGAAGAUUCAGUAGCGCUGCG
This is a messenger RNA of Effrenium voratum, 894 nucleotides long. NCBI's taxonomy places the organism in Eukaryota, Dinophyceae, Suessiales, Symbiodiniaceae. The record is from the annotation of a GenBank genome assembly.